Penicillium cinerascens is the source of this 1494-nucleotide messenger RNA. RefSeq lists its product as uncharacterized. The record is from RefSeq and is a predicted model, not a curated record. Bases 1 to 1494 code for a protein of 497 amino acids. The transcript is spliced from 4 exons. NCBI's taxonomy places the organism in Eukaryota, Fungi, Ascomycota, Eurotiomycetes, Eurotiales, Aspergillaceae.
AUGGAUGGGCACGGCGCCGAUAGCCAUCUCGCUAGUAUCCUGCUUCCGUAUUUGGAAGAAUUCGAUGAAAGCGCAAUCAAUCAUUUGGCUACUCAGCUAAAGGGCUAUGGAAUCUCGGUCGAUGCUGUCACGGCCUCCGAGCGGAGUCCUAGCUUCAGACUCGUCUUUUCAAAAGAAAGUUCGUCGGUCGAUCAUAUCGAUCAAGCGUCCAGGAUCGAAAUACUAGACUUCUGGGCGAGCCAAAGCGCCAACACCGAACCGAUGAUAAACAGGAUUGAUUUCAACCCGGCAGACACCCCGGACCUGGCGAUGCUCCUAGAUCUGCAAAUGGGGAAUGGCAGGCGGGCUGAACAGAACUAUGAUUACGAGAAUGGUGAUACAAUAGAAGGGGUACCCCAGGAUUUCUGUCAACAGACAAGGCCGCCAGCGGCACAACCCACAAGCAGCCACUGGCCGGAGUGUGAGUUAGCCUCGGCACUAGGACUUGUCGUAGAUGGUUCAAAUCCCAUCAGUCCGGAAACCCAAGGCGAAUUAUCAGAGGCUUCGUCUGGAUUAGCCUGCCAGCCAAGCGACUUUGCCAUCCAUAGCAAUCCUCAGGAGCAGAUGCCUUACGAUCACAAUUCACCACGAAGGAGGCCUGUGCAAGUAAGUAAAAAUCGGAGCCGGACUUCUGCUUCGUCCGAUGCGUUCUUUGAGUGCUUCGACCCUCUCUAUACCACAUCAUGCUCUAGCGACCGAGCCCCAACGCAGUUACGAUCUCUGUUUGGUCCAGGCACCAAGUAUAAUUUGCCAGACAAGAUUCUACAUGAGAUAUUGGAAAUAUCGGAGAACUUUAUAAGGCCUGAUCUAGUCGAAUUCCUUGAAGAAAGCCUGCCCCGGUGGAAGACGGCCGGUCUCUGGCUGCAAGAACAGAUACCAGCGCCGAGUACAGAAGGAUCAGGACGGACAAGGCUUUUAAAUGCCUACUCGUGUAUUUUUAAACUUGAGAAUCGGAUCAGAGAUGACCAGAUCCUCAAUCGAGUGGCUGUUGCGACGCUGUACACCACAUACGAGCAGGCCUACCUAGAGUGGCGACACGCCGGCUCGCAGCAGUGUAAGGGACAGGGGCGUGGGGACGCUUCAACCGUGAUUGAUGGUAUUUUGGUCGAGUUGCAUCCAGACUGGCACCUUGGAGACAGGAAGCGUCACCUUCGCAGUCGAUUCCACGACAAGAAACGAUUUGGCAAACGAUGGCUUAUGCUGAUCCGGCUAUUGGGGGAGAGCAUCCUCAUCUCAUGUUCAACACAAAUUGCAUCGGCAGUACAUACCACGGUUUUCACGACCGGCAUGCUGGAGGCACUAGCCUAUUGCAUUGAACGAACAGACCCUAAGCACCUCUGUGUCCUUGGGAUUCUGAAUUCAACAGCAGCAUCACUUCUCCGUGGUGGACGGUGUGACGAUAUUGACCCGGAUCAAAUCCUCGCCGAAAUUAGAUCUUCAUACACUACUAGCUAG